AUGCCGGCCAAAAUGAAUGCAAAGGCAGUGGCUGGCCGCGCCCGCAAGGCGGAAGCGGCUGAGCGCAAGGCGGCCGAGGCUGCGGCUGCAGCCGAGGCGGAAGAAGACGCCAAGUGGCAACAAGGUGCCAAGGGCAAGUCGGCGGCCGAUAAACGCAACGAAAAGGCGGAAGAAAAGGCACGCAAGAAGGCUGAGCUCCAGCGCCUCACCGAGGAGGACGAUGCCAACACGCCCGGCAAGCGUGGUGGUGGCGGUGGCGGUGGCGGUGCCAAGGGCGGCAAGGGCGGCGGCAAGAACAACGGUGCCCUCAACGACCUGGACAUGCAGAUUGCCGCGUUUAACGCGUCGAGCCUCGAUGAUGCACUGGACGCUAUGGAACUGGUCAACGCCAAGUCGGACAAGGCGAGCCAGGGCGCAGCGGCUGGCGGCAUCGAGAAGCACCCCGAGCGCCGCUUCAAGGCGGCGUUCGAGGCAUUCAAGGAGCGCGAAUUGCCCAAGGCUAAGGAGGAGCACCCUGGCUUGCGUUUCCAGCAGUACCAGGAUCUCUUGUACAAGCAGUUCCAAAAGUCGAAGGAGAACCCCUUCAACCAGGUGCACGUAUCGUACGAUGCUACAAAGGAGGAAAAGCUGGCGGUUCUCAAGGCCAAGCGCGAUGCAAUGGCAGCUCGGUUAUCAUAG
Messenger RNA from Malassezia sympodialis ATCC 42132, 678 nucleotides. RefSeq names its product coiled-coil domain-containing protein 124. The record is from RefSeq and is a predicted model, not a curated record. Lineage: Eukaryota; Fungi; Basidiomycota; Malasseziomycetes; Malasseziales; Malasseziaceae. Gene Ontology annotation, cellular component: nucleus. Gene Ontology annotation, molecular function: transcription coactivator activity. Gene Ontology annotation, biological process: transcription by RNA polymerase II.